Macadamia integrifolia is the source of this 668-nucleotide messenger RNA. RefSeq lists its product as uncharacterized. NCBI's taxonomy places the organism in Eukaryota, Viridiplantae, Streptophyta, Magnoliopsida, Proteales, Proteaceae. Gene Ontology annotation, biological process: mitochondrial respiratory chain complex IV assembly. Bases 118 to 408 code for a protein of 96 amino acids. The record is from RefSeq and is a predicted model, not a curated record. Gene Ontology annotation, cellular component: mitochondrial inner membrane. The transcript has 3 exons.
GUUUCCUUAUAUAUCAGUUUGGUGGGCGUUCCCUAAUUCAUCGUUCUCACAAUCUCGCAUUUCCUGCAACCGAUUCACCCAAAGAGGAAAAGAAGAAAAACAUUCUCUGCAACAACAAUGGCGGACGAGAGCAAGAUCGCUUCUAUGAGGAAGUGGAUCGUAGAGCACAAGCUUCGGGCUGUCGGAUGUCUCUGGCUCAGCGGUAUAACAGGCUCGAUUGCAUACAACUGGUCACAACCUAACAUGAAAACCAGCGUCAGGAUCAUUCACGCUAGGUUGCAUGCACAAGCUCUUACACUUGCUGCAUUAGCUGGAGCUGCAGUUGUUGAGUACUAUGACCAUCAGACAGGAGCAAAGGCUGACCGCUAUGCCAAGUUCCUCCACCAAAUGGAACAGCCACACAAGUGAUGACCCACCAUCUGUAGUGUUUGAGAUUGGUAUCUAGCGAUGGUGUCGCAUUUAUUCCAUAAAGGGGGUGUGAGAAUUUUGGAUGAAGCCCCCCCCCACCCCCACCCCCCACCCCCACCCCCCACCCCAAAUGUUACUCUGUUAUUUUGGCUUUAGGAGUCUCCCUAUUUUAGUAAUGCUGCUUGUGAAUUCUUCUAUGAUGCUUAGUUAUGUGUUUUACAGAACACUAAUGUUAAGAUAAAAGUUUGUUCAUUUUCCUA